AUGUCGUCCUCCUCCACUGAAAACCAAAUGGAGUGGCGGAGUUACACGUGCCAUGAAUGUGACAUAUAGCUUCAUACGAUUCUUUCGUCAUCUCCCUCUUCUUCUCCCCAGUGUCCUCAAUGCAGUCUCGUUUCCUCAUUUUCUUCUUCUACCAUUUUUGAAGUUGUCUUGGCCGGUGAUAACGAAGACGAACAAGAAUCUCGAUUUCUGGUCGCCAUGGAACCGAUUUCGGCCGUUGAAAUCUCAUCUUCAAUGUUGUGUUCCUCAGAUGAUCUAUCUUUUUUUUCUUAAAAGGAUUAAGAUGAUGCUAUCUUACCAUGUGCCAUAUGCAGAGAAUAUUUUGUUGUUGGAAAAUCUGCACGUAGAUUGCCAUGCAACCAUUUAUACCACUGUGAUUGUAUCAUCUCUUGGCUCACAAGUCACAACUAGUGCCCUCUCGAUCGAUUCGAGCUACCGGUUUUAGCUAGUGGAGAUGACAGUGGGUUGACCAUGUGGUUCGAUGUGCUGGUGCUAAAGGUUGACUUGGAGGAGGAUAUGGAAGUCGUCACUCCCGAUUUGUGCCAAAGUUUAGACGGCUAA
Molecule: messenger RNA, 579 nt
Organism: Eutrema salsugineum
Lineage: Eukaryota; Viridiplantae; Streptophyta; Magnoliopsida; Brassicales; Brassicaceae
Product: E3 ubiquitin-protein ligase RHA2B
Biological process (GO): ubiquitin-dependent protein catabolic process
Molecular function (GO): ubiquitin protein ligase activity
Source: RefSeq, a predicted model, not a curated record